AACAGUCAGAGACAUUCCGUAAGAAGAACAUGAAACUUGUAGCAGCUGUUCUGUUUGCAUGCGUGGCAACACUUGCGCUGUUGCACAGCGUUUACGGUACACCGGUGCCGCCGGCGAAUCCAGAAGCGCCCGCUGCCAAUGCCAAGCCAGCAGCGAAUCCAGAAGCCAAUCCAGCAUCCAGCUCAGCGCCAAAUCCAGUGCCAAACCUAAAAGGGCCAGCUGCCAAUCCAGCGCCAAAUCAAACCGAUUUGCUGCCCAAUGAUGAGCUCCUGGGUACCACAGCGGACAACUCCAAUCCACUAUACCGUGUCAGUCUACAGGAUGCCGAUGCGAAGGAAGCAGCUCCAGUCGCAGUCCACAGCUUAGCUCCAAGCAACAGCAAUUUGCCAGCAAAUGCCGCCUAUCCAAGUGAGGCUGCUCCUUCUGUAGAUGCGGCUCCCAAUUUGAAUGAAAUCGGUGCCGAUGGAGCAGCCGACCAGCAGGUCUUGGUUGUCUAAGGAAGCGAGCAAUAAGCAGCGUCAGGUAAAUGCACACUACCACAUGCAAAGCUAAAGC
Drosophila arizonae is the source of this 555-nucleotide messenger RNA. RefSeq lists its product as uncharacterized. The record is from RefSeq and is a predicted model, not a curated record. NCBI's taxonomy places the organism in Eukaryota, Metazoa, Arthropoda, Insecta, Diptera, Drosophilidae.